UAUAAUCUAAACAAAAUGUCCUCGGAGAGGGUAGAAUGGGUGGAGAUAAUCGAGCCCAAGACAAAGGAGCAUAUGUAUGCUAACCUAACUACUGGAGAGUGUGUUUGGGAUCCACCUGAGGGAGUAAAAGUGAAGCGGACAGACUCAUCACAAUGGUGGGAACUGUUUGACAUCAACACUCAUAGGUUUUAUUAUUAUAAUGCUUCUACACAGACAACAGUGUGGCAUAGACCGACAGACUGCGACAUCAUCCCUCUAGCUAAAUUGCAGACCUUGAAACAAAAUACAGACCCUCAAAAAAGACGAGAGACAUCCACACAAACAAACCAAGCAGCUCCUCAGGUACCACUAGACCUAGUAAGUAGCAAUGGCAACAGCACGUUGGCAAGCGCCAGCAAACUAUCGCCUAGCAAUGCCAAAAAUGUCACCCUUACCCAGACCAGCCCAGUGAGGACGAGACGCUCGCAUUAUCAUCAUAGGAAUAGCGGCGAGAGCAGACGCGGCCGGUUAAGUGAAGAUGGUACCUCUCAACUUUGUCGACACACCGACUCGGGUCGUUCAUCCGAUAGCAGUAUCAGCAGUGCUCAGAGAAGGAAACAGGAGUUAAAUGCAGCCGCUUGUAACGCACCUAUAUGUACACCGCAGCUUAAGAAAAGAAGCAGUGCUGUCACGCCUCAUGAGAGGGAGGGCGAGAAAUGGUCACCGCAUUCCGGUUUAAAUCGCAGUGGAAGUUUCAUCUCGCCACGGAAAGACGCCUCAGAUGAUUCAAUGCACGAGAAGUACUUUAAAUCUGUCGAGAGUACACCUUUGACUAGACGCAAGUUAAAACAACAAUCAGCCGGGGGUUCUUCGUGCGAGUCCGCGUCACCUCAGAGUCCGAGCAGUCCAUUGCAGAAACCACAACCUACUCCAUUUCUUCAGACGUCGGCUGCUCGCCCAUCUCUGGUGUCAUCGAUAUCUCUGGCGACAGACGCGGCGGGCGGCGGCUCUCGCGUCAUGCACAGCCUUGAAAGACCGCACCAGCUGUCACGACACGCACGUGAACGAUAUUCUGAUAGACAUUUAGACAAAGACCGUAUAGCGGAGCUGGAACGCAUGGACCGGUAUCCGGAGAAACAAGCCGUGUACAGUGUCGACAAGCCCUUCCGUCAGACAAGCCUUGAUCUGCGUCACAACCCUGCUUCGUCUAAUUGGCAACCUUCUCGAGAGUUCACGAGACGCCAACAAGCGGAGCCAGAACGGUACUCCUCGAGCAAAACAUCCAUAUCGUCGGGCAGUAGCAAGCACCGUACUCCGCCUCACGAGCCGCACCACAACUUCAUGCGACUCGCCUCCAGUGAUCAGGAUAACAUGGCUGCCGUGAACUACAAAAUGAAAUGCGUGACUAUGGAGCCGCCACUGACGGAGCCGAAUGUUCAAAAACAUAACCAACGGCUCGAAAGUACAUCUACCCCCAAAGAUCGCACUAAAUCGAGACGCCACAAGAGGCCAGUGGAACUGGAAGAGCCGCAUCUAGAUGAUGAAGAAGAAGACGAAGAUGGACGCACUUCACCGCUCUAUUCUAACUGGGAUCUCCGAGGAAUGCAGCAUCUAUUGCCUUUACAGGACUAUAUUAUACAGCAAGCUAAGUUAUCCAGUCGCGGCCGGUACGGUAACGGAUCCGGUUCGGACGGAGAAUCUGCGUCUUCCCGAUCACGUUCCCGGUCCGGCUCCGAGUCCCGUUCCCUCUCCGGUCACGAACCAGAUAACGAGUCGUCUGACGGCGGCGCUAGAACGCCGGAUGAUGAUGAUGGAUCUGGAGUCUAUCUUCCGCAUUCUUACGGACAUACUCGACCUCAAGAUGUAGAAUAUAUGAACCAUGGGGUCGCUUAUUAUAAUACUUUUGUCGGAUUUGAUCGGGACAGACCGCCGUCGCCUGGAAUACAUAGGGUCGGGAAAUGGCCGAUCCACGUUCAAGUGUCGCACUAUGCCGGCGUGGCUUGUAAGCGGCUCGAGAGAAUAGGCUUCGGCGGCAAGAAGCAACCUAGGAAACCUACCACAGAAGAUAUCGAUCAAGCUAGAAUCCAAAUAUUCCGUCAAUCAAUGUUCGGCAAUACUCUAUCCGAAGUGAUGGCAUUACAAAAAGACCGGUUCCCGAAUAGACAAUUACCAUGGGUGCAAGUAGCGUUAUCGCAACAAAUUCUAGCGCUCAGCGGGAGAGAGACUGAAGGUAUAUUCAGAGUCUCAGCUGAUGUCGACGAAGUGAACGCUUUGAAAGCUAAGAUCGAUAAUUGGGAAUUGCCUGAUGCUUCUACUUUAACAGAUGCCCAUGCACCAGCGAGUCUUUUGAAGCUGUGGUACCGCGAGCUCUACGAGCCUUUGAUCCCCGACCACUUAUACGGCGCGUGCAUUGCGGCGGGCAGCGACUUCGCGGUCUGUACGCGCGCGUUGCAGCGGCUGCCACACAUUAAUCGCAUGGUACUAACAUAUUUGAUACAAUUUCUACAACAAUUUACUGCACCUGAGGUGGUAAGUCAAACGAAAAUGGAUUCAGCAAAUCUUGCUAUGGUUUUCGCACCCAACUGUCUACGUUGUACUUCACAAGACCCUAGAGUUAUUUUAGAGAACGCGCGCAAAGAAAUGACAUUCCUCAAAACUCUUAUUACGAACCUUGACACAUCUCAUGUACAGGAUCUUCUGUGACCGUUGAAUCUUAGCUGUUAUAAUAACAAUUUUAGUACGAUUGGCCAGACGGAGUUCUGAGAAAUAUUUAGUAUGUUUUAUAUGUAAGUACAAGAUGACUUCCUUGGUUGUUUCUCUUCAAUGUAUUAAGAGGUGCAACUAUGUACGUGCAUUACAUUUGACGGAAAGAAAAUUAAGGGCAUUACUCUGAGACUGGUAGAACAAUCUAUCUUCAAUAUCAAUAUUAAUGCUUGUAUGUAUACCAUGUUUCUUUAAACAUAUUUAAAUCUAGUCUGUGUGAUUUCCAUUGAUAUUUCUAUGGAUUAAUAAUAAAAUAUAAUAUUUGUGGCAACUAACAUGGUAUACAGGUAAGUGUAACGCACUUCCCAUCAGUGAUUUAUAUUUGACAU
Messenger RNA from Hyposmocoma kahamanoa, 3071 nucleotides. It is a transcript of the gene RhoGAP93B, whose product is annotated as rho GTPase-activating protein 39. Gene Ontology annotation, biological process: signal transduction. Gene Ontology annotation, cellular component: cytoplasm. Bases 16 to 2682 code for a protein of 888 amino acids. Gene Ontology annotation, molecular function: GTPase activator activity; protein binding. NCBI's taxonomy places the organism in Eukaryota, Metazoa, Arthropoda, Insecta, Lepidoptera, Cosmopterigidae. The record is from RefSeq and is a predicted model, not a curated record. The transcript has 19 exons.